Molecule: messenger RNA, 4494 nt
Organism: Peronospora matthiolae
Lineage: Eukaryota; Oomycota; Peronosporomycetes; Peronosporales; Peronosporaceae
Source: the annotation of a GenBank genome assembly
AUGGUUGACGACCUGGAGCUGCUGCGGCGAGUGUGUUUCUUCGGUGCGCUCUGGACGCUGCAGUGCUGCGCCAGCGUGCUAGGCGCCAUCUCCCGAGACGCCAUUUUCCUGCGGUCCUAUGCAGCUUCCAGUGUCGCUGCACUCACGCUGGCGCUGUCACUGACCACCGCGUACGCUCUGACGUCCGCGACACAAUUAAUGGCCGAGCUAAAAGCCCAAGGAGUUCGUCCAGGCGUUUUCUACGCCAUCAGCCCGCUUAGUCUAGGAUCGGUUCUUUUAGCCCUAACCCUCUUGUCCCUUGCUGCGCCCUUAUUGGCUCGUGCGACCUCGGUCCUGAUCUAUUUGUGGCUGGAAGUGGCGACCCAGUGGCUGACUCAGCAAUUUUGGGAUCUCUGCGCGCAAGCGUUCGACGUGGCCCAAUCUAAAAAGUGGUUUGGCGUAAUUACCUUCGGAUCGACUUGUGGCACCCUCUUGGCGAGUUUUGUGGUCCUCCCGGCACUUCAAAGCCGACAUUUGCCGACCGAGUUUAACUUGUUGGUUUCGGCUGGAGUGCUGCUUGUCGUCGCUGGAGUUUUGCUCGUCUCGGUGGAACGCUUUACCGCUGUUGACGUUGAACAACUGGGUGGAGGAGAGAAAAGAGGUUGUCAGGCUCAGAAUCGAGUGCCGACAGCUUCGAUGUCGUCGAUGGCGAUCAUCAGUGAUAUCCAGGCUAGAACGUACUUGCAGUACAUUUGCUUCUUUGACAUGGUAGCAACAGUCAUGCGGGUGCUAGUGGACAAUGUGACGCUGUCGGUGUUAUCAUUGCAGCCGGAAGAAGAGGUGCAGGCCUCGUUGUCGCUGAUCAACGGGCUGCAGAGUUUUCUAAUGAUACCGAUGCAACUCCUGUCGGGUUCAUUUUUUACACAUUUUGGUGUCAUGUAUGGCAUUGCAAUGCUGCCAGUGACCACAUUGUUGUUUGGGGCCUCUACUUCUAUUUCGACGUCCGUCCAAUCGUUGAUCUUUACACGAGCACUUUACAACGCCGUGUCACAGGCAAUUUUUAAUCCAGCAAGACAGUUGCUGUGGCUACCAGUAAGCGAGAACGAGCGUGGGCGUUUCCAGAACUUCGUGUGCGGUCCGUUCCGCUCGGUGUCUCGAAUUAUCGGUGCAGUGCUCUCAAUGUUUCUAAAAGCGGAGCUAGUCGUGCAGUCAAUUGGGGCAUCUUCUUCAAGCACUAUAAUGAUUGCAACGUCCACAGCCUCAUUCAUUGCCGCUUUAGCAGCUCGGCGGUCUUAUACAUCCGAAUUUUACGCUUCAUUACGGCAGGGAUAUCUGGAUUUGACCUCGCCUCUCAUUGACUUUACCCCGGACCAGAUUGCUUUAGUGAAGGAAAUGUUGGUGAACGGAGAACAGCACCAAGCCAGCUUCGUUUUGAGCUUGUUAUCCCACGGGCACAUCAGCCUUUUUCAUCGGGAACUACGAACGCUUUUUUACAAGAAAAACCAGGAUGAUGUGCUACUCACACCGAUGCACACUAAACUGCGCCUAUUGAACCUUCAUACGUCAGCAAAGCGAGAGUUCGUGCUCAAUGCACAAGAAUCGUAUUUGCUUCCGGACGCAAGCACGUUUUCUGGUGGUAUCUUUAACACAAUGGAUCUCAUGAUGCUUGUCAAAGACUCAUCUGUUGCGGUGCCACGCCAAGUACGACUCGCAGCAAUCCUGGCUUGUGGCUACAAAAAAUAUGAUGUGAAUGCAGAUCGGUGCCUUGAGAUGCUUCGUAAGCUACUUCACAGUGGCGAAACGGACAAAUCAGUCGUAAUUUGUGCUGCGGUGGCUUUGCUGCGUCUGUCAGACUGGAUGGAUAAAGAAGCGAAUCUAAUCCUCCAGCGACUGCUGCACGAAGAAAAGGUUCUGGAGGUGCGAGUGAUUGGGUUAAAGAUCAUCGGCAAGGAGCUACCAGAACUGAUGGGUGAUGGCUUCCUGGUGUACUUGCUUCAUCACUCGUCGAAUCAGAUUGUCCAAGCAGCCGUUCAGUGUUGCUCAAACAGCUCUCGCAGCUCUAGGAUGCUUAUCCCGGCCCUGAUGAAGCACCUUUCAAACCCAGUGUUGUGCGCCCAAAUCGUAGGAGCUCUGAAGAGCUUUGAACCGGUUGCUCUAUGGAAACCGCUGUGCCAGUAUACGGAAGCGAUGCUCCAACUACCCACACAUACUGUUGGCAGUGAGCUAGCUUCGGACCAGAUCCACAACAAGGGAGAGGCACUGGCCGGUGUACUUAAAGUGCUUGGCAGUGCAAAUUUUCCGGUGGAAGACAAAUUGGAUUUCUUACUGCGCUUGUUUGAGGCGUUGCUGGUGGAACCUGGCUUACCAAAAGACGAAGCCAGCAACAAAGACGUUCUGCAUAAUCUGUUUGGAACAGAUGCGGCCAUGGAAGAGCUGGUCGUAGACGCUCUGCUAUCUCUGAUUGGAUCGAUGGACGAAAAGACGAUGAGUUCAUUUUCACAGAGGAUGGAGCCCAUUCACUACGCGCUUAGCACUAAGAUCCGCGAGGCGCACAAAACGCAUCAUGUUCUUGAACUCUUUUUCCAGAUAUGCCCACGCACUGCGACAAACAUUGAGGAAACGUCCCCACUGUUGCUACAGCACUUGGAACAUAGUCUGAACGAUACGCUUCGGUUACUGCUUAAGCUACUUGCAACGGGAUUCCCGAAAGAGUUCGAUGUUGCAGUUAUUCUCGAAGGCUUGCGGCCGGAUAUGGCGCAAGUGCAUUCUGCCAUUCAGGAGGUGCUCGAAAAUCUGCUUCCUACGCCCUACAAAGGACUGGUGCUCCCUUUGCUAUUCCCAAAAUUGCCAUCGACAAAAGCAGCGUCGAAGAUGAUGCAAGGCAUUGUCGAGUUAUUUGGCAAGAAAGGUGGAGUCGACAUUUUGUUGGAUGUCAUGAAGCAACAGCAAUCGAAUCUAGAGUUGUCAGCUCUUGCUCUUCAGUACUUUCUUCAUAUUGCUGCCGACCAUGCUGAACACCUCGAUGAUGCGGCAAAAUUGGCAUUUCUGGACCAUGUCGUGCCAAGUCUGCUCAGUCACGAGUUAACGAAGGAACUGUUGGUUGAGACCUAUCACAACCGUCCAGAAGUCCUCUCGUACGAGUCUCUCGUCCAUCUAAAAGAUUGCGAGCCUCCGCUUCUUUCCCGAAUCGCGGUGGCAAACUGUCUUCGCGCGUCGUCGCUCUUCGAGAACGUUUGUGCGAUUAACAUUCUGCGAGUUAUUUCGCAUCAUUUCACUCCGAUUACUGUGAAACGGGGAGAAACAUUCGUGAUCGAGGGUGAUGUCGCUUCAGCCAUGUACGUCGUUGCCAAAGGUACUGUACAGCUUCACAAGCAGCAACGAGUUCUAGCGGAGUUAAGGUUUGGCAAAUGCAUUGGACAAGCUGCCCUGAUGCAACACUCGCUUCGUACUGGAACCCACAUCUCCUCUGCGACCGCGAUGGAAGAUUGCAUCCUUCUCAGUAUAUCGCGGAAAGAUCUUGAUGCCUUGAUAAAGCAAAAACCGCAAGUAUCGAGAGGUGUGCUGAAAGCGGUGGCCUCUUCGCUUCAACUGCUCUACCUUGAGCCACUUGAUACGAUUGCUCAAUCAGGAAGCCUUCCUCUUUGCGACCGAAGAAGUUCACUGACCACAGCGACAUUGCGUUGGAAUAGCGACGCGGACCACCCGAUGUUCAAGAUGACGAAGGCCCUUUCAACGAAAAUGAAAGCGGCGCUCUACGUCGAUCGCGCAACUAAAUCGUUUCUGUAUAACGUUGGUCGAUCACGGACCACGUCUCACUCAAUACCGCCAUUGCUGUCAGGGGAAAGGGAGAGACAUCGUAGCUUUUGCGACUCACAACUGAGAGAACGGAGAUCACGCUACGGUACGCCACCAUCGAAAGGAUUGCUCAUGCUAUCAGACCCUGCCGUCUACACAACGUUCGAGAAAUCCAUUCACUUGAAGACAUCUCACCUAAUGCGAAACCUCGACGACGACAAGGUCGCGUUGGUGGCUCAGUUAUCACGAGUCAUGGUACUUAAUCAUGGUGACCUGCUCUAUUCCAGCGACACGAAGGUGGAGUUUGUACAUGUCAUCGUUGAUGGUACAAUAGAGAUGACGAAUUCCCAAGGUGAAUGUGGUGCUGCUGUCUCGAAAUCGGCCAUGCCCACUUCAAUCAAACUCCACCACGGCGCUUGUUUUGGAGCAGAGGCUUUUGUGCCCAACGCGACUGCACGAGGUUCGUUUUCAGCGAUCGGCCGAUGCACGCUUUUUGAAAUUGCCGCAAAGGAACUUGUCGACCUGAGCGAGCUACACCAUGACAUCAUGCAUGUCCUCCUGGCAUGGCUCUCGCAAACGUUGGCCGAGUCAACAAGAACAAUGAUCACACCGCUCGUCUGUCCAGCCACUUUAGCUGCCUUCUCAAGGCACUGGGAAGACAAUGAGGAGACCUCUGAGCUGAAAAAAUGUAAAGGCAAACGACGGUCGGAGACGGGUUAG